UUUCAUGGAAAAGCGUAAGCAUCAUAGAAUUUUUACGAUUAUUUCUUGUAAAAAAAUACAAUAAACAUUAAGUUAACAUCAAUUUGUUAUUAAAUUGUAAACUAAUAUUUAUACACAUAUACAGUUAAGCUUUUUAUUUUAAAGAAAACAUACGGUCCCAUUGCUUUUUGUUUCCAAACAUCUCUAUAUACCUACAAAAAAAUAUAUAUAUAUAUCACCUGAACACCUUACCACCACCUAUCCAACCUAUCAAUACUUAAUAAAUAAAAUCAAACCAAACAUUAUUAAUCUAGUUUAUUUUCCACCUGUUCUGUUUACUAUCUGAGUGCACUUUAUUUAGUAAUUUCCUUUAUUUGCUUAAAAUUUUGAUCCCCAUUCCUAUUUUUUUUUUUAAUAAAUUCCUUGUAAAACAAUAACGGUUUUGGUUUAAAUAAGUUUAUAAUACAAAUAACUACAAAAUGUCAGAUAUUUUUAAUAAUUUUGAUAGUAACGGUGCUGGUGGUGACGAUUCUCAAGAUAUAAUUAUGGCAUCACCUUCUCAAAGUAGUCCAAUGGCCAACAACAAUUCUAAUUCAACUGGAACAAGUGUAGGAGCAGCUGGUGGUGGUGGUGGUACGAAUGCCACAACAAAUAAUACUGGUUCAUCAACCUCCUCCUCGUCCUCUUCGGGAAAUACAACAAAUACCAAUGCAAAACCUUUAACAGGACCCGAAAGUCAACCGAUUUUAACAAAAGCUCGUCUUUUGGAAUUGGUACGUGAAGUAGAUACCACUGCCCAACUGGAUGAAGAUGUCGAAGAGUUAUUGCUGCAAAUAGCUGAUGAUUUUGUUGAAGACGCAGUCAAGGCCACUUGUGCCUUUGCCAAACAUCGUAAGGUAUCCAAAGUUGAGGUGCGCGAUGUGCAAUUACAUUUGGAGAGAAAAUGGAAUAUGUGGAUUCCUGGUUUUGGUACCGAUGAACUAAGACCAUAUAAACGUGCUGCCAUUACAGAAGCCCAUAAACAACGUUUGGCUUUAAUACGAAAAACUAUUAAGAAAUAUUGAUCAAAAACUACCUUUUUGUUUUUAUAUACAAAAUAUUUACUAGUUGAUAAGAUUUAAUUUUGUCGUCGUAUAGGGAAAAUAAAUGCAUAUUUUAUAGAAUUAAUACCUACCCAAUUAAA
This is a messenger RNA of Lucilia cuprina (Australian sheep blowfly), 1162 nucleotides long. RefSeq names its product transcription initiation factor TFIID subunit 12 (gene Taf12). The transcript is spliced from 3 exons. Lineage: Eukaryota; Metazoa; Arthropoda; Insecta; Diptera; Calliphoridae. Gene Ontology annotation, biological process: RNA polymerase II preinitiation complex assembly; DNA-templated transcription initiation. Gene Ontology annotation, cellular component: SLIK (SAGA-like) complex; transcription factor TFIID complex; SAGA complex. Gene Ontology annotation, molecular function: DNA binding; TBP-class protein binding; protein heterodimerization activity. The record is from RefSeq and is a predicted model, not a curated record. The coding region runs from base 459 to 1043 and encodes 194 amino acids.